AUGCCGGUGAAAAUAAUGACUUAUCUGGAGACAAACUUCACGCUCGGAGGAGCGCAAAGUUUGGCGGGGGUGAGGCAUCGAUCCUCGAGUUCCACACUGAGUUAUUAUGUAUAUAAUACUCUCCUCUCCCAUGGGAGCUGCGCCUCUACCUCUCCUCUCCCAUGGGAGCUGCACCUCUACCUCUCCUCUUCCAUGGGAGCUGCGCCUCUACCUCUCCUCUCCCAUGGGAGCUGCACCUCUACCUCCUCUCCCAUGGGAGCUGCACCUCUACCUCUCCUCUCCCAUGGGAGCUGCACCUCUACCUCUCCUCUCCCUGCACCUCUACCUCUCCUCUCCCAUGGGAGCUGCACCUCUAUCUCCUCUCCCAUGGGAGCUGCACCUCUAUCUCCUCUCCCAUGGGAGCUGCACCUCUAUCUCCUCUCCCAUGGGAGCUGCGCUCUACCUCUAUCUCCUCUCCCAUGGGAGCUGCACCUCUAUCUCCUCUCCCAUGGGAGCUGCACCUCUAUCCUCUCCCAUGGGAGCUGCACCUCUACCUCUCCUCUCCCAUGGGAGCUGCACCUCUACCUCUCCUCUCCCAUGGGAGCUGCACCUCUACCUCCUCUCCCAUGGGAGCUGCACCUCUACCUCUCCCAUGGGAGCUGCACCUCUACCUCUCCUCUCCCAUGGGAGCUGCACCUCUACCUCUCCUCUCCCAUGAGAGCUGCGCCUCUACCUCUCCUCUCCCAUGUGAGCUGCACCUCUACCUCUCCUCUCCCAUGGGAACUGCACCUCUACCUCUCCUCUCCCAUGGGAGCUGCACCUCUACCUCUCCUCUCCCAUGGGAGCUGCACCUCUACCUCUCCUCUCCCAUGGGAGCUGCACCUCUACCUCUCCUCUACCAUGGAGCGCACCUCUACCUACUCCUCUCCCAUGGGAGCUGCACCUCUACCUCUCCCAUGGGAGCUGCACCUCUACCUCUCUCCUCCCAUGGGAGCUGCACCUUACCUCUACCUCUCCAUGGGAGCUGCACCUCUACCCUCUCCCAUGGGAGCUGCACCUCUACCUCUCCUCUCCCAUGGGAGCUGCCCUCUACCUCUAUGGAGCUGCACCUCUACCUCCUCUCCCAUGGGAGCUGCACCUCUACCUCUCCUCUCCCAUGGGAGCUGCACCUCUACCUCUCCCAUGGGAGCUGCACCUCUACCUCUCCUCUCCCAUGGGAGCUGCACCUCUACCUCUCCUCUCCCAUGGGAGCUGCACCUCUACCUCUCCUCUCCCAUGGGAGCUGCACCUCUACCUCUUCUCCCAUAA
Procambarus clarkii (red swamp crayfish) is the source of this 1287-nucleotide messenger RNA. RefSeq lists its product as uncharacterized. NCBI's taxonomy places the organism in Eukaryota, Metazoa, Arthropoda, Malacostraca, Decapoda, Cambaridae. The record is from RefSeq and is a predicted model, not a curated record.